Molecule: messenger RNA, 1041 nt
Organism: Stomoxys calcitrans (stable fly)
Lineage: Eukaryota; Metazoa; Arthropoda; Insecta; Diptera; Muscidae
Product: putative gustatory receptor 58a
Exons: 1
Coding region: 1-1041 (346 amino acids)
Biological process (GO): sensory perception of taste
Cellular component (GO): membrane
Source: RefSeq, a predicted model, not a curated record
AUGUAUUACUAUGCCCUAGUUUUGGGUCUUGCUCCAGCGCCAUUUAAUUUCAAAUCACGCAAAUUUCACCAUUCACGAGUCUAUCUCUGCUAUAGCGCAUUGAUACAGAUCGCCUGUCUGCUGAUAACACCUUUAACUAUUCCGCAAUUCGCAAAUAGGCAGACUCAUCAAACUUAUUACAUGUCUGCAAAUUUUAUAUUGGAAUGGAGUUACAAUGUGGGCAAAGUGGCUCGUGUUCUCACAAACCUAGCUUUAAGCCUAGGAAUUUGGCUAUAUCGCAACAAGGUCAUCGAAUUGUAUAGCAAAUAUUGGGAAUUGGAAGAUAAAUAUAAACAGUUUUACCAGCUAUACGAAAUAAAAAAGGUAUCAGAGAAUGAGUUCAACUACAUUCGACGCCACAUGUUUUAUAAAAUGUUCACCUCCCAUGUCAGUGCCUUCAGUAUCAUAAAUACAUUCAUACAAAUGCAGAGUAAACCGAGUCUCAUGUACUGCCUCAUGAUGUUUACCAAUUUGCUUCAAGGAUUCUAUCUAAUAGCAUUCAGCAUACAGUUUUUUAUGAUUUUGUCGCGCUUAUAUUUGCACUUGGCCUACAUCAACAAGUCUCUGGAGGGUAUGAAGAGCACAGUGGACAUUUCUGGCACAUGCAGUUGUCUACGCUAUCGCAUAUUGUGGCAAAUGCACUACGACUACUAUCACUUGUCAAGGCGUAUACUCAAAAUGGCACAAAUUGUCAUUCUGUUCGUAUUAAUAAAAAUCUUUUCUUCAAACAUUAAUAUGCUCUUUCACGCGGUGCAGUUUAGUAACGGAACCAUAGAAUCGGAUGGAAAAUCUGACGCAUCUGGAAUCCUGACCAUAAUCACCUUUUAUUGGGAUACAAUUUUGACAAUGAAGGUCAUUGAUAAUUUGCUAACAACAUGUAAUAAAACAAGCCAAACAUUAGCCAUUCAUACGCAAGAGAAGGCAAUGGUGAGCUGUAAUGGAGCAAAGCUUUCCAAAGUGGUAAGUACGGAUAUUUCUAUGCAAGCAGUAACUAUUGAGUAA